AUGACCUUUAAGUCAUGAGAUGCUAUGGUUCGCAUCUUCACACUGCAUGUACGUGUGCUUCUGUAGGGGGGGAGCACUGAGAGGGAGGGGACAAAGAGACAGAAACAGAGACAGAGAUCAGAGAGGAGAUUGGGGGACGCAGUGCAGUAAUAGCAAUGGGCGGACCCAAAUUUCUUCCGCUUUACAGUUUUGCAGAGGUCUAACUCUGCAUCUUAGUGCUGUAGCAAGGGGGUGGGAGAGGAGGAAAGGGGAGGGACUGCACUCCCUCUGAGCAUACCCAGCUUCGACUGCCUGACGGAUCACCUUCCGCUCCAACACAGCCAGUUCCUCCUUGCCGUGACUCAUGCCUAUUGUGCCAGGCAGGGCGCACUCUGCCCUGCAGCCCCACAGGUGGUGUCGACUUGGGGAGACGGUUCCCGCCAGGCUAGGCAGUGGAGCGCCGCACAACGCGCCUUCCCGCCUCUCAGCUGCUGCCCUAGCAGUUCCGACCCAGCGCCAGCAGGCCUGCUCGGUCGAUCUUCGAGCCGAAGAUGCGGCGGGGCUGGAAGAUGGCUCUGUCCGGGGGGCUACGGUGCUGCCGCCGGGUACUUUCCUGGGUGCCAGUGCUCGUUAUCGUCCUCGUCGUGCUCUGGUCCUACUAUGCCUACGUCUUUGAACUCUGCCUGGUGACUGUUUUGAGCCCAGCAGAAAAAGUUAUCUACCUCAUAUUCUAUCAUGCCAUCUUUGUGUUCUUUACCUGGACCUACUGGAAGUCUAUUUUUACACUCCCACAGCAGCCAAGCCAGAAGUUCCACUUGUCCUAUACAGACAAGGAGCGCUAUGAAAAUGAAGAGAGACCUGAGAUCCAGAAGCAGAUGCUCAUUGAUAUGGCCAAGAAGCUACCAGUUUACACAAGAACUGGGAGUGGAGCUGUAAGAUUCUGUGACCGGUGCCAUUUGAUCAAGCCAGAUCGCUGCCACCACUGCUCUGUCUGUGCCAUGUGUGUAUUAAAGAUGGACCACCAUUGUCCUUGGGUUAAUAACUGCAUUGGAUUUUCCAACUACAAAUUCUUCCUUCAGUUCUUAGCUUAUUCUGUUCUCUACUGCCUGUAUAUUGCUACAACAGUCUUCAGCUAUUUCAUCAAAUACUGGAGAGGGGAAUUACCCAGUGUUCGCUCUAAGUUCCAUGUCCUUUUCCUCCUCUUUGUGGCCUGCAUGUUUUUUGUCAGCCUUGUGAUUCUCUUUGGUUACCAUUGUUGGCUUGUCAGCAGAAAUAAAACCACCUUAGAGGCCUUCUGUACUCCUGUGUUUACAAGUGGCCCAGAGAAAAAUGGGUUCAACCUUGGCUUCAUCAAAAAUAUCCAGCAGGUGUUUGGAGAUAAAAAGAAGUUCUGGUUAAUACCUAUUGGGUCCAGCCCUGGUGAUGGACACUCCUUCCCUAUGAGGUCUAUGAAUGAGUCACAGAACCCAUUGCUAGCAAAUGAAGAGCCCUGGGAAGACAAUGAGGAUGACAACCGAGAUUAUGCGGAAGGAACAUCAUCUCUUGCUGUGGAAACAGAAACAUAGCACUUUUCACACUUCCUGCAUCUCUCGAAAAGGACACUUCCAUCUCCCAUGAGGCUUACAGAGUUCAAUGUUGGGAACCAUUCUAAUCUUCAAAAUAAGUCACCACGGUGGAUUGCAAGCUUCACAAUUUGAAAGCAUUCAUCAAAUACUUGCUGUGCAGAUCGAUGUUUCAGGACUUUUCAAGUUAUUUAAUUUAAUAACUGAACUCAACAAUCUGGUAGCAGUUAAUUCAAGCCAGUUGUUCCCUCACCAAAUCUGUGAAAGCCUAAAUGUAACAUACAUAUCUUUCCAGAGGCUUUUCUUCAUUCUACUUGUCAGGUAAAGGGGUAUUCAGAAGACUUCCUUGGAGUCUUUACCUUCCCUAGAAAGACUGUUAAUCAUAUCUAUAGGGUCUUUGCUGUAUUGAGGGGAAUCAGAUUGCUCUUGCUGCUUGUAUACAUGUGCAUUUAUAAGCACGCAUAUGUGCAGCAUAUUUACAUAAAAUUCUGCUGUGGUGGUGUGAAAAUCAAGGUUUGAAAAAUCUGAAAUUUUUAUUCAAUCAUAUUUUCUUCCUAAAUAGCUAAUUUAAAUAUUUGCUAAGCUGUGAACACCUUCCCUAUAAGAGGUGCCUAAAAUUCAAGAGGGAGAUUCAAAACACUGUGAUCAAGGUCCUCGAAUUGGGAAUUGAACAACAAUGUGAAACCUGUUCUCUGUCAUAGAGGUAUGGUGUUCCUGAAAGCACACAGCUAAUACAGACGAUCAGAUUAGAUAAGAUUUCCACUUUAUUUAACAUAAUGAUUGGUAUUUUAAAGACUUUUAAUGCCAAGCUGUGGUAAAAUUCUCCAAUAACUUUUACUUUUUUCUCUGCUACCUAGCUUUAUUUUAACCUUUAUGAAACAAGAACUAUAAGCCUAAGUUAUGGACCAUUGGUUUUGUUAAGGGGUUUAAGGGUGACUUUCAUGUUUAAUUACAAUACUGUUAAUAAGGUAAAGUUUCACAGUUGAAAUUAGCCUAAGGAUUAACACUAAAGAUGUGUGUUUUCACAACAGGGAUUAGUGUACAGAUAGUGGAAACUGAAUAGUAAUAUGUCAAUUCUUUCUCUUUCUCUCUCUCUUUCUUUUUUAGUUUCAGUAGUAGUGUAGCCAUUAAGAUAGUUUACAUCCAUUUCCAAAUUUAUUUAUAAUAAGCCUUUCUUUUAGUCCUAGUGCCUGAAUCAAUGAGUAUGGACACUAAUGCUACUUCUCUAUAAUAAUAAUAAUACCUAAGGGUAUUGACGGUUUUCAUUUCUGUCAGUGCUCUAGAACCCAACUGCUAACAAUAGAAGUCCCAACUCUUACAUAAAUUAGUGAAAGUUAGAGGCAUCUUAUUGAUAGCAAGUUAUUGAGCUCCUAGAGGGAUGCUAUGUUUGUGAAACUAUUCCCCCUGAAACUUUUUGAGUAAAAAAGAGUGGUCUGCCACAAACAAUUCAGUGUUCAGGCCCCAGUGGAGCUGUGAAUGUGAGCAAUCUAGCUACUUAAAGCAAUGAAAGACCUGUUCAUUUGGAUCUUGUAGGUAAUUUUGGUCAAGGUAAGACUUUCAGCAUAAAUUAAAUGGAUUGUAGUCAGCAUUCCAUUUGAGGGAAUAUUAGACAUGACUAAAUCUAUUAGGGCCAGGGACUGUUUCUCAAACUCAGAUGCUGAGAAGCAGCCUAGUAGACUAUGCACACUGAGUUUCAUGAUGAAAUCAUGUAUGUUCAGAUAGGAAGAUUUUUCCCCUUCCUCGUUCCCUUCAAAAUACUCUCUUGCUUGGGUUUAUCUUGAAAGCUUAUUUGAUCAUCCAUACUGUCUUAUGUUUGCCAAGCCUUGCCUUAUAUUCAUAUAGAAAUGCACCUCUCCUAAAGGUAGGGCCGUUGCCUACACCACAGCCAGUAGGCCUCAAAGCAAUCCUUCCCUUUCCCAUCCAUCAUCUUCUGCCUAGGAUUUAGGCAGAGUAGCUGCUAACUAUGAUUCAAAGUCAGGAAGGAAUCAAGAACUUGUUUGAUGAAUAGAGUGUAUUAGCACUCAGGACUCAUAGAAAUCAGGUGAUAAAAGACAGUGUCAGGAAACUACAAAGAAGCACUAGAAGGGUAAAGCUCAGGAAAGCUAUAAUGCAAAGAUGAUUAUUUAAUGUCUUACAGACUUAAACUGUCUUCAAAAGGCCAAAUAAAUCAGGGUUUUACCUGGGGGCUUAGGGAAAUAAAGAAACCCUAUUCCUAUCUCUGAACCCUGAUUCCACUAGUUUACAGACUCUGAUACAACCUCAUUAUAAAUCAUUGAGUAUUGACUUCUGCACCUAAACACCUCCCCAAUUGGUUGACUACUUAUAAAGAAGACAGAGAGGUUUGUUUGAUAAUUAGCAUACCCUGAUCUGGCUCCUUUGCUUGCUUUUCAUUGGUGUUGUGUUCAGUAACCUUUGUGGGAUCUCAUUUCCCAAUCUUUGGUACCUAUCUUUUCCAUUUGCAAAACAAAGACACUCAUUGUUAGGAUCCUACGGGUGAAAGGUGCUAUGUAACUCCCCAGUGCUCUUAUAUAUCCUUCAUUGCAGGACUGGAAUGAAAAGUAUAACCAGACAGUAUUUCUAAACAAAUCAGUGUCCUCCUUUCUUUCUUUCAUGCUCUCAUUGCUGAUUUGUUCUUGCAGAGCUUAGAGUACUUUAUUAAUGUUCCUUCUUUCACUCCAACAAUGUCCUUGGAAAGAGGCAGAAUAGAAUUAUUUUCCCCAUGUAGAACCCAAAAAAUUGAGGGCAGUGAAAGAAAUGAAAUGCUCUCCAAAUGCACAUAGCUGUCUGGGACAGAACUCAGUUGCUGUGUCCAGUGCGCUGCUAGAGUGACUUGUCUUCCUAGUACUGGAAUAACCACAAAGAGGCUUAGAACACUGACAGCAAUUAGGGUGAAACCACAUUGCAGAAGAGUCCUACACUGUCCAGAAUCUGAAAAUAUGAAUUUAUACAUUUCUUAUUUUGUAUGUGAUAGAAAUGUAAUAUGUACCUCUUUCCCUCUCUGGCCCCAUGUAACACAUAUAUUUCAAACUAUGUAGCAUCAGCCAGUGCCAUUAUGUCUUCUGGCUCCCAUAGAGCCCACUCUCAGGGCUAUCUUUGCCAGAGAAAAGAAUGUGCUUCCCCAUGUUUAUGCCAAAUUAUAUGAAGUGUAGACACUGAGGCUAAUGGAGAUAUAAGCACAAUCCUAGCAGGUAUGUUUUAAGAAUAUUGAAUAUACAUUAUUGUAACAUGCAUCUGAAAUUGAACAUGGCCCAAAUCAUAGGAAUGUAACAGUCAUGCAAAGCCUACCCCUUUCACCUCUCAUUUUAUACACACACUACCCCCCAAAGCAGGCUACCUGGUUAUCAGGAGCAAAAAAUUUAAAGGAAUGAGUUUCUGUCCUCUCCUUGUAGAAAAAUGUCCUACAGUCACUGCAAGUGAAAAACUUUCAAUUCUUACAUUCUAGAACUUCUGUUCUCAGAGUAACUAAAGUACUCAGUUGGUGCAAAAGACAUGUUCUGUGCUUCUGUCAGGGUCACAGAAAUUAUGUGAGAAGAUUGUUAGACGUCUCCACAAGUCUCAUGUUCUUAGAAAAUUCAUGAAUUCCAUCCAAUCAGUGGGAAAUGGUUUAUGAGGUAUGAUACAUCUGCAUUGCUUUAACCGUAGCUGUAAUGCACCAUAUUAAAUUAUAGUCUUUUGCAUGUAAGUAUUAUGUAAUAUAAUAAUGAACAGAUGGCUCCUAAUAGCAUGCAAUCCAUGACUGUUUACUUCCCCAAAAGGGCUAGGGCUGUGUCCCCCACAGUGUUCAAAAUUAUUAAAUGUAUUCUUUGUAGCAGCCUGGUAUUUGGCCAUCAGCAGAUUGAGUUAGACAAUGAAUGCAAUAUAUCAGGAAAUAGAUUCUUAAUAGGGAAUGGUGUUAAAGUGAAAAAAUAAGAUAAGAUGCAUUUAAGGAAUAAUGGCUGUCAUCUUGCUGGCUAAAUCAGUAAAGGAAUGCAGCAGGAAAGCUGGUACUGGGUCUUGGUAAUAUACAAAAUGCAUUGGAGAGCCAGAAAAAGAAAAGCACUGGGGACCUUAGUUGUUAAGCUCAAGUUGCCAACUUGCUACAAAUCCUUUUUUUCCACCAAUCUGCUCAUAGUGUAUAUAGUAUUCUUAAAACCAUGUGUCUUGCUACAAAAAUACUCAUAAAUACUGACCAGCUUUAUCUUCCUAUGUCUUUUAUUAAAAGCAUAUGCAUAAAAUUGUCGUUUCUUUUAUAUAUUAUGGUAAUGCUAACGUUGGCAAAGCCUAAAAUUUCAGACAACUUUGAUGGAACUUUCUAUACGUCUUAUUCAUGGGUUUAUAGUGGAGUUAAUUCACUCCCAGGUUGAUUGGUAUGUAUGGUAUGUAUACUCUUCUGUAACAUCUUCCAGACACCCGUACCAUCCCCAUGCUCAGUAUUUCUCUCUUAUGAUCCUAUGUGGAUGUGAGUUGGGAAAUUAGCAGCAAUGGCUUUUAGAACAGUGACUAGUCUAAUGUCACUUAAUCAUGUUCAGUCACUGCUCAGCCUUACACACAUUUAUCUUUCCCUCUGUUAUUGUGGUAAGUAAAAAGAAAAAGAAAGAAUUUGUGUGCCUAAAGGUGAUAUGAACUCUGGUUUGCUUUUUCUUGCACUGAAAACUAUGUUUAUUAUUCUCCAGAUACAUGUCACCUGAAGAAAGAAUAAAUGAUCCUGAGAAAAGAUUAAAGUGGUCCACUUGCUCCUAAGUUAUACAUAACCUUCAGAGAAAUACUUGGAGUGACCCUUAUUAAGUAAGCCUCAAAUAAGGUUCCCUUUAACAGAUGCUCCAUUUGCACAAAAAAUCCUUUUCAGACAGAAUUAGUCAACAAGAAAGCAGAAGUCACUGAAUGUGUAGGGCACUGAAAGCUGAAGUUUGGAACAAUAAUUGCUGACCAUGACUAAAUGAUAAUGGAAAACUUAAAUCACUUCGGGGAGGCCCAACCCAUAGAGGUCAGACUAAAACCAGAAAGAAGUAUUUUAUUCCAGCUAAGCUUAAUUAAAAAUUACUUACUCAAAACAUCUCAGCUGAAAAUCCCAUUUCAUUUAUUCCAAUGCAUAAGCUUUAGUCUGCACCACAAGCACAAUAUAAAAAAUUCAAAUACUAGAAACAAAGGACAACUAAUUUCUAUCUAGAUUGAGAAAAAGGCAUAAAAGAGUAGACUUUUAUACAAGAAUCUUAUUUAGGUAGAGGUUACUAAGGAAAGUCAAGGUAUAGGCAUUUAAAAGGAAGUUUUAUUAUAGAUAUAAAUAUAUACAUAUGAUGAUUUAUGCAGGAAUAUAUAAACAUAGAAAAGUAUUUUCUUCAUGUUAUGAACAACAAAAUUUACAAAUUAAUUUUCUCAUCAUAUGCAGAGACAUUGAAAAUUUAGCUUCUCUUUAAAUAUUAAAAUAUUCACAGUAGUAUAAUGUUUCAAUGUUUAGACUUCCAAGUCUACAAGGGUAGAAAAUUUAUGCUAGUAAAAAGUACAUUUUAAGUAAAUUUUUAUUAAAAGUACUUGAAUAUGUUUCUGGUUUUAACAGAAAUUUCACUCAUAAAUCUUAACUGAAAUAUUUGUACCAAUUUUACAAAGUAACACAGUAGCAGGCCCAGACCCUGACAAUGUUGGUGUUGACUUUAAAAAAUGCACAACAUGAUAGUUGUGAGUUUAGUUUUAUUUGGGGCUCACUGAGGACUAUAACUCAGGAGGCAGCCUCUCAGAUAGCUCUGAGGAACUUCUCUAAAGAGGUAGUGGGAAGGGGAGGGGUCAGUGUAAGUAUAUGAUUUUGGUGAAGGGGGUACAUGCAGUCAAACACACAUUUCAGUAGAAGGUUGCUUCUAGUCACCAAGAGCAGAUGCCUCCAUUAAUGGUUUUAGUACUUUUCUAGGUAUGAGAAGAUGCAAGAAUUUGGGUUCAUAAAACUUCCUCCUGAAAAUAUCUAUCAGAAGGCCUGUUCUGCCUGUUUUUCCCAGAGCACAGAGGGCCUUAUUCCUGAUUUCCAACCUGAACUCCUUUCAGGGUACAUUAAAGGUCAGUAACUGCAGUGUCCUGUGAGUUAAUCCUUGUAGAGCCAGAUGACAAGCAAUAUUCUUUAGUUGGCACAGGCAAGUUCUAAAAUAAAUCUGGCUGUAGCAUAUAAGAAUUUAAAUAAAAAUAAAAUGCAUUUCAUUGUUCAAGGAAAGGAAAAGUUUUACUUUCGGAACAUUAAAAAAUGUAGGUUAUCAAUUAGUCAAAUAUUGUCCUUAAGUUAUGUUUGCCAAUCGACUGUCAUAUCAUAAACUACCCUGGACAAUGAGAAGAGACUUAGAGUAAUGUGUUUCAGAGGGAACCAAUACAAAUGCAAAUCUGAAGUGGCUUCAGAUCACAAGUGUAUGUGUGGCAGCGCUACUGGGUGCUGAGGGUUGAGGGGUCUGUGACAUGUUAAAAAAAACCAAGGGGGAAUAUAGGGGGAAAUAAACCAAGAUGGGAAAAAUUAAAAAUCUCACCCAUUUCUCCUCUUAAUUAACAUUUCCCAUAAACUUUGAAGCCUUCUAUCUUAUACCUACAUAUUUUCAAUAUAUUAAAAUUAUAAUGUUAUUGAGGGAAAAACUAACUUACCUCUUCUAUGUCUAUCCUAUUAGCUGAAUGAUCCAGAGACAACAUCAGAUUUGUAUUUGUCUUUUUUUAAGAUUAAAAAAAAUUCUUAAAUUGAAGUAUAUUCAGUUUAAAAUGUUGUGUCAAUUUCUGGUGUACAGCAUAAUGCUUCAGUCACACAUAAAUAUACAUAUAUUCGUUUUCAUAUUCUUUUCCAUCAUAAGCUACUACAAAAUACCGAAUAUAGUUACCUAUGUUAUACAGAGUAAACUUAUUUACCUAUUUCAUUUA
Messenger RNA from Vicugna pacos (alpaca), 8396 nucleotides. RefSeq names its product zDHHC palmitoyltransferase 15 (gene ZDHHC15). The record is from RefSeq and is a predicted model, not a curated record. Gene Ontology annotation, molecular function: palmitoyltransferase activity. Lineage: Eukaryota; Metazoa; Chordata; Mammalia; Artiodactyla; Camelidae.